This is a messenger RNA of Anguilla anguilla (European eel), 2837 nucleotides long. Its product is annotated as clathrin heavy chain linker domain-containing protein 1-like. NCBI's taxonomy places the organism in Eukaryota, Metazoa, Chordata, Actinopteri, Anguilliformes, Anguillidae. The transcript has 12 exons. The record is from RefSeq and is a predicted model, not a curated record. The coding region runs from base 279 to 2099 and encodes 606 amino acids.
CUUAACAAAUGCCUGUGUGAAACUAUUUAAUAGUACGCUCGUAUUGAUUCAUAAUUGAAUAAGUCGCAUUAUCUUUGUUCAGUCGAAUUUUCAUAUUUUAUUAUAAAUAGUAUUAUUUAUUAUAAAAUUGAAUUUAAAGAUGUUUCUUCACGUGCGCUGUUGUCGUAAUUCCCGUAGUAACCUUCCUGGUUACGACUGCAAACAAACGUGUUUCAUUUUAGGCAUCAUCAGCUACAGGACUUAGCUACAACAUGUGUAACUAGGAAAAUAAUUCAAAGAUGGCUGGAUUUCAGACUAGAAAAGCAACUUCUUCUAAGUCCCCUUUCAUUGGAACAAGGGCCCUGCCACCCAUUAAUUCAACCUCUGACAGAAAGUUCUUCGACUCCUUACAAAAGUACAUACAGGACCAGAAGAAAUGCUUAAAUCGCCCAUCUGAAGGACCCGACCUGCAACGCUACAAUGUCUACAGUUCUGCAUUUGAUAAGGUGAUCGAACGUACCACAGCUUGCAAAAUGGUCCUGUCUGCCAUCAAAAAAGAUUAUGAUGACGCCAUCAGCGCUGUGAAGAGGAGUGAGUACGAGGACAGGCGUACACAGAGGAGGCUGAGGGGCAAGGCAGGAGAGCCCACUGCACUCAUGUACUAUAAAAUGAGAGCUGCACAGCUACAGGAGAGGAUUGCGAUCAUUGAGGAGAAUACAGCUCAACUCCACGCCGAGCUGAGGAGACUGCAGGAGAGGAGGAGAGAGAGAAGACCCUCACAACGGAACGCCUCAGACAGCAAAGACCUGCCAGCUACUGCAGCAAUACCAGGCCUUACGCUUCAGCAGUCGGUGAACCUGGAAACCCUGCAGACGUACCUGGAGAAGCUCGAGCGGAAGCUGGCGGACCUGCAGAGAAAGAAGCAUAGCCAGUAUGUGAGCAACGAGGUGAUGGCAGACCUGGAAAGCAAGAUGCGGUGUGCCCUGGACCACAGAGACGAGCUAGCCGCAGAGAACCUGACACUGGAGCUCAGACACAGGAAGAUGGUAUUUCUGUAUGAAGCCUUUAGUUCCUGGGAGAAUUCUGAAAGAGCCGUGCCCCUGUCGGAGUUCCUCCCAUCAAUCCUCGAAAAAAUUUCACAUUUCAAAGUACGUGACGCUGACUACCAUGAUGUCAUUACCAGAGUAUCAGAGGAGGACGACCCCUCCGAAGACGAGGAAUCCAAACUUUUGUCAGACUACGUGGAAAGGUUCACGCAGCUGUUCGAAGGCGGGGAGUACCAGGCCGCCGCCCUCCAUGCCGCGCGCGCCCCUCGCGGAAUCCUCCGGAACAUGGAGACCAUGGAUAGGUUCAAAGCUGUCGGGCGGUACGAGGGGGCGCUGCCCCCGGCCCUGCUCUACUUCCAGGCCCUGAUGAUGGCAGUGCCAGCGGGGCAGCGGCUGCCCGGCGAGGGCCUGGCGGUGGAGGGGGUCAGGUCAGCCCUGCAGAACGGCUGUCUGGAGCAGGCGGUGCACUGGGUGACCCAGCACAGGUUGACAUUCUCGGAGGCGCUGGGGGAUGUCCUCAACGCACACGCUCAAGAGGACGCGGUGGCGGCUGACUCCUGUUUGGCGCUGGCCCAGGUGGUGUAUGGCGCCUGUGAGCUCCACAGCAAGGCCGCCGUGUGCAUGAGCAGGAGGGGCUUCAUACACAGAGCAGUGGAGUUCAUCUACAGCAACAAGGCCUUCACUAAGGAUGAUUGCCUGUAUGUGGUGAGGAGCUGCCCCAGCGUAGCUCUUCUCCAGGCUCUGACUCAGGAGCUCCAGGGCCGCCCUGCAGUUCUGUCCCUGGGCUGGGCUGCCCGCUCCCUCAUGGACACCCAGAGUGAGGAGCUGGUCUACCAGCUGCUGGAGAGCAUGCAGGGCUGUGGUGCCCUGGAGCAGGCGGUCCGGGGCGACCGCGCCUACACAGCGGAGGGGUGGAGUCAGAUCGCGGGCCGCUGCAGAGAGACGGGCCGGCCCCAGCUGGCCCAGGCCGUCAGCUCCGCCCUGGCGUCUCUGCGGGGGGCUACGCGGCUCCCCCCGGGCAUCGAGCGCACCAGGCCCACGGGGCGCGGCUUCAGGCAGGACGCGGGUCUGUGAGCUCGGCCCUGGAGGGCCGCUGGAUCUCCUGGGCUUCAUUUUCAGCUUAAAAUCAGCAGCCAGCUCACACCCGAGGGCCAGGGCUGGUGAGUUAAUCGCCAGCGUUCAUGAUCAGUAAAGUACUGAGCAGCAGCAGACUGCAGCAGACCCUGCGGCUCUUCAGGACCAGGGCUGCAGACCCACUGAUGUAGGGCAGCAACACGGCCACCAGAGGGAGCCCUGGAGUUAGAACUCCCCCCUGGCUGAGGCAGUAAGGGAAGGGUCACAUGACACCUCAGCCCUCACAGGGUGCAUGGAGUCCAUAUGUCAUUGCUGCCUCCAAAAAAAAACCAGACACCCCAAGACUAGAAAAUCCUGCUCACAGGUCCCUGUGACUUAAAAUGAAUCUUUUUGUCCUUUUGGUUGCAAGUCUGGUGUUUAUAAUGCACCUUGAGGAAUGUGCAUUUCCUCUUAAGUGUGCAAUGAAAGUCAAACAGAGCUGUGUCUUCUUUUAUGCAUCUUUAGCACUGGUGUCCUUUCACCUGGUUUCCUGUUUCUCUCCAGGUGAGCAAGCCAGUGGCAUUGUAUUCAGAUGUUACCUCACCGCUUAUCAGAAUGGUUCAUAUGUUGCUUUUCGUAACUGGCAGAACUGUAAGUCCUGUGCAUUAUUACAUAAUAUUCACCACUGCAGACCUCUGUGUUCAGCACUGCACCCUAUUGGCUGUAUAUCCAAAUAAAUUUGCUUCAAAUUCAACUGUU